Chenopodium quinoa (quinoa) is the source of this 863-nucleotide messenger RNA. RefSeq names its product transcription factor HEC3-like. Gene Ontology annotation, biological process: regulation of DNA-templated transcription. NCBI's taxonomy places the organism in Eukaryota, Viridiplantae, Streptophyta, Magnoliopsida, Caryophyllales, Amaranthaceae. The record is from RefSeq and is a predicted model, not a curated record. Gene Ontology annotation, molecular function: protein dimerization activity; DNA-binding transcription factor activity.
UUUAUUAUUUUCUCCACUCCAAAAUAACAUAAACCUUCAUUACUCAUGUCAUGGACAUCAACCACAUACAUAAUAAUAAACUCCCCAUAAACCACAACUCCACCAUCAUCAAUUGGGAUAAAGGCCUUAACCUUUCCAUGGACAUGGAUGAUCAUCAUCAUCAUCAUCAUCAUCAUCAUCAACAACAUGUUGAUGAUCAUCAUCAACAUCAUAACCAUCAUGUUCAUCCAUUAUACAUGAUAAUAAAUCCGGUAUGGCAAACCUACCAUAAUCUUCCUACACCACACUCAUCUCAACCCUCCAUUCCAUCAUCAUCAUACAUCAUCAACCAAACCAACACUCUACAAGAACAAAUAAUAUUAGAGGAAGAUGAGCAUGAGUUUGAGGAAGAAGAGGAGCUAGGAGCUAUGAAAGAAAUGAUGUACCGGAUUGCGGUUAUGCAACCCGUGGAUAUUGACCCGGCAGCUAUCCGUAAGCCUAAGAGAAGGAAUGUUCGGAUCAGUAAUGACCCGCAAAGCGUGGCGGCCCGACAUAGGAGGGAACGGAUAUCCGAAAAGAUUCGGAUCCUCCAACGGUUAGUGCCCGGCGGUGUUAAAAUGGAUACUGCCUCUAUGCUUGAUGAGGCUAUUCGUUAUGUUAAGUUUCUUAAGAGGCAAAUCCGUCAACUUCAAUCCGGAUCCUACAAUCACCAACCACCACCACCACCCGUCCCCACCUUGUCGCCUUCCGAUUGGCCACCGCCUCCCUCGGCCUCAGCCUCGCUCUUUAGUCCCUACUCCAGCACCGGGAGCUCUAAAGUGGUGCUUAUUAGGGAUAAUAAUAAUAACGGUAAUCAUCAUGAGGGGAUGAUUUUCAACACGGAG